Catharus ustulatus (Swainson's thrush) is the source of this 1236-nucleotide messenger RNA. RefSeq names its product MyoD family inhibitor domain containing 2 (gene MDFIC2). NCBI's taxonomy places the organism in Eukaryota, Metazoa, Chordata, Aves, Passeriformes, Turdidae. The transcript has 5 exons. The record is from RefSeq and is a predicted model, not a curated record. Bases 14 to 832 code for a protein of 272 amino acids.
AGUAAGUUGGCUGAUGCUGGCAGCAAGACAAAUCUGGCACCACACAGCAGGCAGGCAGAGAGUGCAGUGCUCAUCCUUUCGGUUUGCUGGUGUGUGGGAAUGCUGGACACCAACAGCCAGCGAGGGAUCCGGCCAAAAGCUGCUCUGCUCGGCGCCUGAACCCUGCUGCUCUGUGCCCGGCUGGGACAUACAGAUGUCAGAGGACAAGACAGACAAGGUAAAAAUCAAAGCAGCUGAAAGUUUUGAACAUGACAAGCAAAAUAUUUCUUGGCUGAAAAAAGACCGUCGCACCAGCUCCCUGCCUCUACUGGCCCUGCCCGGGGUGACGCCGAGCAGUGAGGACCAUCCAGAUAGCCAGCUUACAAAUGAAAAACACACAGAUGAAAAGCCUAUGAAAGGCAUUGUUAUGAGUUCUGUCGCAGAAUUCAGCAUCACAGACGCUUCAUCAAAGGGUACCAAAAAUGAGAAGAAAUUGUCAGAUGCAAGCAGAUCAUCCAUUGCUUCCCUGGAGAAAUGCAGAGAAUUCACUUACAUUGAAGAUGAUGCAUCAGUACAUCAGAGAGACAGUGACGAUGAAUGUGCAACACUUAUCCUGGCCUGCUUGUUCUGCCAAUUUUGGGACUUUCUUAUAAUGCUGCCUGAUACCUGUGAACAUUGGCUGACAGAUACCUGUUGUCCAUCCAAUAGAUAUUACCAGACCUCCGACGAAGACCACGGCAACAACGACUGCAACUGUGACUGUGACAUUGAUUGCAGCCUCUUUGAGUCCUGCCACGAGACUGGGGAGUGCCUGGAGCUCGCCAUGGAGAUUUCAGAAGUUUGCUAUCGCUAAUAGGAAAAUUAUUGACAAAAUUCCUCAAAACUACCUGACAGAUUACAAAGGAGAUUUUUUUUUUUUAUUAUUAAUCAUAACCAGAGGUUUUGCCAAUGAGGACUUUGUGCAUCUUGUUGCUCCUUCCAUGGAGGUCUCUAUAUCUGUACCAUUCUGGUGGCAUGAUACCACAAACUGCUGAAACCAAUAAAGGACAAAAAAAGGUCUUUUCUGCCAUAGAUGACAACAGAAUUCCUAAGUGCCAAGUGUGUUCGCUGCUUUACCCACUGUCAAUCCAAGCUUUUAUAAACCUUUAAUUGCUUUAAGCACUGAUUUCCCCAUUCAUAAACACAGAACAAAUUAGGAUAUUAUUUUAGGACUGAUAUAUAUAUUAGUUCAUCUUCCUAAUGGAUUCAUACCUAAAC